AGCCCAGGACUGACCAGACAGAUUCACACAUCAAGACUCUCCAAAGCAUCUCCAGGACCAAGAAGCCAUCUAGAGAAUCUCCACUGUCAGAUCCAAGGAGCCAUCCAGAGUCUCUCCUCUCCACACACUGAAGAUGGAGCAAAGCCCCUCUCUCACCCUGCUGCUGCUGCUGCUGCUGGGCCUCUCUCAGGCCAACCCUCUCAUGGAGGAUGGAAGUGGACCAGAGAUCCUAACAGACAACCCAGAGGCUGUAGACAUCACUGAGAGAAUUCUGACCACUAAUAACGGCUCCAGUCAGUUUCUGUUGGAGGGGGACAUGGUGGCACCAACAACCAGAAACGCCAUGAUUUGCUAUAGUGCAGGGUGCUUCUGGAAAAAAGGCUUGAACGGAUUGGUUGAAGUGCCCUACACAGUGAGCAGUAGCUUCAGUUCCUCUGACAAGCAGGGCAUUGAAAACGCCCUCCGGGCCUUCACUUCCAAGACCUGCAUUCGCUUCGUGCCUCGGCAGAAUCAGGUUGACUUCAUCAGCUACGAGCCCAGAGAUGGGUGCUGGUCCUCUCUUGGGAGAGUGGGAGGCCAACAGACGGUUUCUCUCCAAAUGAACGGGUGUGUUUACUUCGGCAUCAUUCAGCACGAGACUCUCCACGCUCUGGGCUUCCAACACGAACAAACCAGGAGCGACCGUGACCAGUAUGUCACGAUCAACUGGAGAAACAUCGACUCUAACAAUGCCUACAACUUCGAUAAACAAAACACCAACAACCUGAACACUCCCUAUGACUACAGCUCUGUCAUGCACUAUGGAAAAACAGCCUUCUCUAUCAACGGGAUGGACUCCAUCACCCCCAUCCCCAACCCCAACGUGCCCAUCGGCCAGAGACAGGGGUUGUCCACCACGGACAUCCUGAGGAUCAACAGACUCUACGGCUGCUGAGAGGAAGACAUCAAGUCACAGGAGAAAAGUCUGGAAAAGACCAGAUGAAGGAAGUCAAG
Molecule: messenger RNA, 993 nt
Organism: Oncorhynchus masou masou (cherry salmon)
Lineage: Eukaryota; Metazoa; Chordata; Actinopteri; Salmoniformes; Salmonidae
Product: hatching enzyme 1.2-like
Exons: 2
Coding region: 134-934 (266 amino acids)
Biological process (GO): proteolysis
Molecular function (GO): metalloendopeptidase activity; zinc ion binding
Source: RefSeq, a predicted model, not a curated record